Messenger RNA from Cadophora gregata, 2534 nucleotides. It is a transcript of the gene CTS2, whose product is annotated as Glycoside hydrolase 18 protein. The transcript has a single exon. Bases 158 to 2398 code for a protein of 746 amino acids. The record is from RefSeq and is a predicted model, not a curated record. NCBI's taxonomy places the organism in Eukaryota, Fungi, Ascomycota, Leotiomycetes, Helotiales, Ploettnerulaceae.
ACUCUGGGUCAGUUGUGAUCAGUGCACGAUGUUGGUUAUUUUUGUCGCUUGGUUAUAAGGAAGGCGUUGGGCGUCCAAUAUUGAGGCUUUCCUUUCCGCCACCACCGACCAACGUUUGUUCUUCGAGCAUUCACCACAUUCUUUUGAUACUUUAAUAAUGGCUCCUUCCACACUCUCCGGUGCUGCUGCAAUCUUGCUUCUUAGCUUGAGCACAGCAUCUGCUGUUACAACCUGUGUUGCCAAAUCCUCCCCUUCAUCGGACGCGGUCUGCGGAACACUUGGCACCAUCUCUAUUACCGAUUAUUAUCUAGAAGAUCUGUUUGACGCUCAAUCUACCACGGCUGAGGGUUGCGCAGCUGCAUGUGCCGCAAAUAAUGCCUGUUUGUCUUUCGAUCUUGAGGUUGGAGCUUUCUGCGAGUUGCAAAGCGGAACAAGAAGCCAAGUGGGAUGGACUUCGAACGGCAGCAAGGAUUGGUACACAGGAUAUGAUCAAUCCUGUUUUACCUGCGUAGAUAGCACAGCUACAUCGAGCUCCACCAGCUCCUCCGCAACUUCGAUUUCCUCCGGCUCGUCCAGCUCCUCGAGUUCUUUAGUUCCAACAAGUUCAGCAGAGCCAACAAGUUCUUCAAGCUCUUCGAGUUCCGUAAAGCCCACAAGUUCCGCCAGCUCAUCCAGCUCAGUAGAACCAAGCUCAUCCAGCUCCUCAAGUUCUGUCGCAUCCACUAGCUCCGCAGAGUCUACAAGCUCGUCCACAGUUUCCAGCAGUGAGCCCACAUCCUCCGCAAUCAGCAGUUCCGACAUCUCCUCGUUGCUUUCAGCAUCGACUGUAUCAACCGAGAGCUCUUCUUCCCAGCCAACUUCAAUUGAAGUGUCCUCGUCGUUCCCAACAUCGACCGGAUCCACUGGAAUUUCUUCCUCUUUUCCAACAGAUACACCCUCGAACUCGUCAUUGGUACCAAUCUCCACUGGAUCUGUCUCAGUCUCCGUUUCCCAUCCAACGUCGACCCUAUCAUCUGGAAGCUCCCUUUCAACCAGUGAUGUUCAAUCUUUCCCAACCUCGACAGUAGUAUCCAAUUCCACGACAGCUAUCUCUUACACCGUGUCGUCGAUCGCCAUCAUUACACCAAGUGGGUACCCAAUGAACUUGACCAGCUCAGCUUCGGAAUCUGUAAGCUCUCCAGCCAGUGCUUCUGGAUCCAGCUCUUCGGCUCCAAUUCUCUCGUCUUCCGCCUCAUUGCCGUACGUUACUGGAUCUGCUUCCAUCUCAGAGUCGUCAGACGUUCUUACGACUUCUACCGUAUUCGCAACAUCAGUAUACACAAUCACUAGCUGUGCCCCAACCGUCACUGAUUGCCCAGUUGGAUCGGUCACCACCAAGACUGUCGCUAUCUCGACGACUGUCUGCCCAGUCUCCUCGACCCAUUCUGAGCCUUCGGCUUUGAGCUCCGCAAGCUCUGCAAGCUCCCUGUCUACAUCAUCUCAAGUUCCAACCACAGCAAUGACAACAUCUACUGUGUACGCCACUUCAGUGUACACAGUCACUAGCUGCGCUCCAACUGUCACCGAUUGCCCAGUCGGAUCGGUAACAACUAAGACGGUUGCUAUUUCCACAACAGUCUGCCCUGUUACAGCUGCUGAGACUCAAACUUCUGCAUUGGGUUCCGCCUCAUCAGCAGUUCCAACUUCAAUCGCAACACCGAUGACAACUUCCACUGUAUAUGCCACAUCAGUCUACACAGUCACCAGCUGUGCCCCAAGCGUUAGCGACUGCCCUCUCGGACAAGUGACUACAAAGAUCGUUUCUCUGUACACCACAGUCUGCCCAGUUGCCCUUACCCAAACCGAGACUCCGGUAGCAUCUGCAACAUCACUCAAGCCAGUCCCAUACAGCUCUGCCCCAGGUGUCCCAGGCACAACAAGCCACUCCACGAGCCACUCUACCUCAACCGUGUACCACACAGCUGUGCAAUCUUCCCCAGCUGAGUACCCCACAGGCCCAGCAUCAGUCUCGACCAUGACUGUUGUUCCCAAGCCCGAGGUUUCAGCCUCGUACCCUGUAAACGCAGCAUCGACUCCAGAAGUCCCAGCCACCUACCCAGUUGUCGGAACUGAAGAGCCCACUCCAAACUCGUCGCUCAUCCCAGUCACAAGCACAGCUACCAUCCCAACUUACCCAACUGCCGCCGCGGUCAUUCCAUCUGGAUACUCCAACGGUACUGCAACUUCGUCGGCUCAGGGAGCUGUUGGAACUGGAAGCUCAACAUCCCUUGUGCUUUCUAUUACCGGAUACCCUACGACCGCACCAACUUUGGUUUCGGCCAAUGCUGGAAGCGUCAUUGGCGCUAAGGCGUGGGGAAUGGGUGUUGUCGCCUUGAUUGGUGCUGCUCUUGUGUUGUAAAGGAGAAUUAGAUUCUUGUACAUCGACUUCUUGGAGGGGAGGGCAUUAGUGGAAUGUUCAAAAGUGCUGUGAUGUAUAUAGGUAAGAUAUAAGUCAGCAAUACGAUAUAGAACAUAAUAUAGAACAUUCAGACUUA